Messenger RNA from Cimex lectularius (bed bug), 2088 nucleotides. Its product is annotated as facilitated trehalose transporter Tret1-like. The transcript is spliced from 8 exons. Gene Ontology annotation, molecular function: transmembrane transporter activity. The record is from RefSeq and is a predicted model, not a curated record. Gene Ontology annotation, cellular component: membrane. Bases 89 to 1861 code for a protein of 590 amino acids. Lineage: Eukaryota; Metazoa; Arthropoda; Insecta; Hemiptera; Cimicidae. Gene Ontology annotation, biological process: transmembrane transport.
GCGGGUGCCGGGACAUGCAGCACCGUUCCUACAUCAUUCUAACUCACUACAGUGCCUUCUUCCUCAAAACACAUGAACAAGGGAGGAGAUGAGUGACCUGGAAUGGAACCCAACAGAUUUCUCGCCUGAGCUAUGUCCCCGAUUCGAACCACAAGAAAAGUACAGAUUCCCGGCCCCAAGGGAUUACAGCAUACUAUGCACACAGCUAAGAGACGGCGGAGGAGCUGAGGGUUCAGGAUUACACAUGACCUCGACAGUUGUAGAGACUUCUUUCACAAAGACUCAUACGCUGUCGAGGGUGAGGCCGUGUAGAGGUUGCGCUCCGCACAGUUGGAAUGCCGACGGUCACUGCAGCAACAUCGAGACGACGUGCGAACCGGUGAUAGCCGCCAAACCCAAGGUUCGAACGCAGAUUGUAAAUGGAGAUACGAAACCGCAAAGAGCUACGACAUCGGUGCUCGUCAGUACUUCGCAGCCUCAUUAUAUUUCCCAGGUAUUAGCCGCGUUGGCGUUAGCGUUAGGCCCUUUAGCAGCAGGCCUCGGCAAAGGCUACAGCUCACCAGCAAUUGCGUCCCUUCAAGAGAAACAACAAUUUGCCAUCCACACCGGGAACUUCACGAAUAUUUUGACGAUCAGCCCUCAACAGGCCUCCUGGGUCGCCAGCCUCUCCCUGCUCGGCGCCCUCUUCGGCGGCAUGUUCGGAGGGAUCGCAAUGAAAUUCGGUAGACGGAAAGUACUGCUGAUCACUUCAAUCCCUUUCUCAGCAUCCUGGCUGGUCACGGUCUUCGCUAAAAACAUUGAAAUGAUGUUUGCCACAGGAUUCGUAGGUGGCUUUUGCUGCGCCAUCGUGCUCAUGGUUUCCCAGGUUUAUAUCAGUGAAAUAGCUGUGGCAGAUAUCCGAGGUUGCUUAAGUGCUGUGCUGAAAAUAUUUGGCCAUGUCGGGGUGCUCAUAAGUUUCGCUGUCGGAGCUUAUCUUGAUUGGAGGGAGCUUGCGAUGGUCAUCAGUUGCGCGCCUUUAGUGCUCUUCAUCAGUGUGGCAUACAUGCCGGAAACGCCCAGUUAUUUAGUCUUGGUAGGGAAGGAGCAAGAAGCGGCUAGAUCGCUACAAUGGUUCAGAGGGCCGCAAGCAGACGUCGGUAAAGAAUUGUUGAUAAUUCGCAAUAACGUUCUCGCCGCUCAUUCCGAUAGAUUUAACAACCCAGGCAAACACGGUUUGAUUUCCAUUUUGAAUCCUAUACUUAUAACCUGCGGUUUAAUGGUAUUUCAAAGGUUUUCAGGUGCGAACGCGUUCAACUCUUACGCCGUUUCUAUUUUCCGUCAGACGUUCGGUGGCAUGGAUCCACAUAGCGGUGCGGUCGCGGUCGCUUUUGUCCAAUUACUUUCGUCUUUGUUGUCAGGUCUUCUGAUCGACACGGUAGGCAGAUUACCCUUACUUAUCGCGAGCAGUGUUUUUAUGUCUAUGGCCCUCGCUGGUUUCGGUUCGUUCGCUUACUACGACAACGUUCACCGAAGCAGGGGGUACGUCGUCGCCCAGUACGAUUGGAUCCCUUUGCUAUGCGUCUUAGUUUUCACGAUCGCGUUUUCGAUGGGCAUCAGCCCGAUUUCUUGGCUUUUAAUCGGUGAACUUUUCCCCCUAGAGUAUAGAGGGCUUGGAAGCGCCCUCGCGACUUCGUUCAGCUACGCUGGCGCUUUUAUCAGCGUCAAAACCUUUGUGGAUUUUCAAGAAAUGUUCGGUUUACACGGCGCGUUUUGGUUUUAUUCGGCCGUCUCUAUCGGCAGCCUUUGUUUUAUCGUUUGUUUUGUUCCUGAAACCAAAGGUAAAGACUUGUCAGAAAUGAAUUCACGUAAUCAAGGGACAUAAUUAAAACAAACAAAAAAUUAUCUCAUUGACUGUUUAAUUUUUUUCUUCUGAUUAUUGUCAGACAAUCGAUCUAUUCUAUAAGGCAAUAUAAAUUGAACGUUAAAAUAAAAAAAUAUAUUAUUGUACUUAAAAAAUCGGAAACAGCCCAUAUAAGAUAGUACAUUUUAACAAAACCGUGCCUUUUGCCAGUGUUUCAUUAUUUUUGAUUACUGAAAAAGAUAUGAGAU